AUCUACGCCCCGUUUUAACCACACAACGAGGACGAGCACUGACUGUAAAGCGAGUGACUGUAUAGCGAUGAGCUUUAUAAUAUCGGAAGUUUUCGGACAUGGAUCAUUUAACUUCUCCUGCUUCUUCAUGAAAGUUAAUUCUCGCGGAUAUGAACGGGAACGGGUAUUUGAGCGACACCCGUUUGAAACAAGAUUGUUUUUAAGUUUGAAAUCGUUUACCGGGCUGUUUUGAUUUUGACAUUCAGUACUGACAGCUGUUAGUCUUGCGAAGCGACUUUCAAAUGAAUCAAUUGUCGACGAAUGCGUAGACGUUUUGGAUUUAUAUUUAAAGACUAAAUCACAAUGGAUUUAUUUUAAUUUCAUUUGAAAUCCUUUUUUUUCAGGACAUUACAAAGGUUUUCUAUACAAAUGAAGAUGCACGUAAAUAAUCGAGGGACCAUGACUUUUUCUUCAUUUAAAUACAACUUGGGUAAACAAACAUUAAUAAUAAUUUCUGCUACGGCAGUACCAUAAAAUAGCGCAUGCAUGGCAGUGGAUGUUUUUAUUUUUCCUAACAUUGUCACAAUGGUCAAUUGCAUAAAGAUUGUGAUUUUACUUUUCCUAUUUGCGAUUGCUGGAAAUACAUUAGAGAUUGGAGGAUAUGACAUUGAGCAUGGCCGUCCAGCAAAAUGUGAACCCAUCACCAUUCCCAUGUGCCAGGGAAUCGGCUACAACAUGACACGAAUGCCCAAUUUUUUGAAAUAUGAAAGUCAAGAGGAGGCAGGUAUUAAAUUGAAUGAGUUUGCUUCAUUGGUGGCAUAUGGAUGUGAUGUACACCUGCGAUUUUUCCUAUGCUCUCUGUAUGUGCCAAUGUGUGCUGAUCAGGUGUCCGCCACUAUCCCGGCAUGCCGCCCUAUGUGUGAGCAGGCAAGGCAGAGGUGUUCACCUAUUAUGAAACAAUUCAGUUUUGGCUGGCCAGACUCAUUGGAUUGCUCAAAGCUUCCAACUAACAAUGACCCUAAUGCACUGUGCAUCGAAGCUCCUGAAAAUGACACUCAGCCCGAAACUAAGAAAGGUGAGGGUAUGCUGCCAGUGCCACCGCGCUCCAAACAACCUACAGCUGGGAGUGGACAUUCCUCGAGCAGCUCAAGGUCUUGUGAUAACUCUGAGAAAUUUCAGUAUGUGGAGAAAAGUGAGUCCUGUGCACCUCGAUGCUCAUCUACAGUAGAUGUCUACUGGUCGAGACAGGAUAAAGACUUUGCCUUCAUCUGGAUGGUGGUGUGGUCAACACUUUGCUUCAUUUCUACUGCUUUCACAGUUCUGACCUUUCUCCUCGAUCCCCAACGCUUUCAGUAUCCCGAGCGCCCUAUUAUAUUCCUGUCCAUGUGUUACAAUGUCUACUCUGUGGCCUUCAUCAUUCGCUCGGUGUCUGGGGCUGAGAAUAUUGCGUGUGAUCGUGAAAAUGGAGAGCUGUACAUCAUUCAGGAGGGUUUGGAGAGCACAGGCUGUACAAUAGUCUUUCUCAUCCUCUACUACUUUGGCAUGGCCAGCUCGAUAUGGUGGGUCAUCCUCACGCUUACCUGGUUUCUUGCUGCAGGAAGAAAAUGGGGUCAUGAGGCUAUUGAGGCACACAGCAGCUACUUUCACAUGGCUGCCUGGGGUAUACCUGCAGUGAAGACCAUAGUCAUCCUCACUAUGAGGAAGGUGGCUGGAGAUGAGUUGACAGGACUCUGUUAUGUGGGUAGCAUGGACACUAAUGCUCUCACUGGUUUCGUACUGAUUCCCCUGUCUUGUUAUCUCAUUGUUGGGACCUCUUUUAUUCUUACCGGUUUUGUGGCACUUUUCCAUAUCCGCAAAAUUAUGAAAACUGGCGGCACCAAUACAGAAAAGCUAGAGAAGCUCAUGGUGAAGAUUGGAGUCUUCUCGAUACUCUACACAGUGCCUGCUACAAUUGUCAUCAUAUGCUAUUUCUAUGAAAGACUGAAUAUGGAAUACUGGAAGUUCCAAGCCUUGGAAAGCAAGUGCACUUCCUUUCCCGGUCGCAGGAGUGAGGACUGCUCACUGGACUCCUCUGUGCCCACAGUAGCUGUGUUCAUGCUGAAAAUUUUUAUGUCAUUGGUAGUGGGUAUAACCAGUGGAGUUUGGGUAUGGAGCUCAAAAACACUUCAGACUUGGCAGGGACUGUGUAAUAGGAGGAUGGCCACGCGGUCGAACCGCAAGCCCUGCUCUAGUGUCAGCUGCAGUGGCUCCCACUGCCAUUACAAAGCGCCGGCUGUGACGCUUCACAUGAACAAAACAGAUGUGUACACAGACAACCCCACACAUGUUUGAGACUACAUGGUUUGGAGCCACUUCCAUGCACAGACCUAAAAGCACUAUAUCAUAAUAAGAUGUUUGGGCAUUUAUAAAUCUUUCCCCACAUUAAAUGCACUUCUGAGGUAAAUAAAGGGAAGGUUGCUGAACCAGAAAACAUGUAUUGGUGUGUUUGGCUACAAGGCUGAACAGUUUAUUUAUUAUAAGUAUUUAAGUAAUGCUGGUUGGAUAGAUUACUGCUGUAUGUAAUAUACUGUAUAUAAGGACAAAUGUGACAAGAUAAUUUAAAAUAAUUUGACAGUAUAUUUGACUCAAGUAAGGAGCAAUAAAACAUUUAUUACAGUG
Messenger RNA from Misgurnus anguillicaudatus (oriental weatherfish), 2637 nucleotides. It is a transcript of the gene fzd9a, whose product is annotated as frizzled class receptor 9a. Lineage: Eukaryota; Metazoa; Chordata; Actinopteri; Cypriniformes; Cobitidae. Gene Ontology annotation, biological process: canonical Wnt signaling pathway; non-canonical Wnt signaling pathway. The record is from RefSeq and is a predicted model, not a curated record. Gene Ontology annotation, cellular component: membrane. Gene Ontology annotation, molecular function: transmembrane signaling receptor activity; Wnt-protein binding.